Molecule: messenger RNA, 664 nt
Organism: Trichobilharzia regenti
Lineage: Eukaryota; Metazoa; Platyhelminthes; Trematoda; Strigeidida; Schistosomatidae
Source: the annotation of a GenBank genome assembly
UUUUGAUACAUUUAAACAAUGAUAUAAAUAUGGAAUGUUAUCCGGUCUAGUUAUAUAUCCUGUGUUAAUAUUUUGACCCGUCAGACAAACAGAAUUUUAUACUGAAUAACUGUUCAGUUUCUUGUGGACUGAAUUAACUUAAUUAAAAGCUGAAUAUGUAUUCAGUAUUACAUAUGCUAUUACCUGUGAUUUUUGGCCUGUUGCUGGUUCACGUCAGCAGUUUACCAUCAGAAGAAGACUUUUAUGAGAGCUUAUAUGGACCGAUUCGUAAUACACGUGAAUUCAUGAGUCAUGAAGUUGUACCAGACAAACGUUACAUUAGAUUCGGCAAAAGAUAUCACCCUAGAAGCCCUGGGUCCAACAGUCUACGAGGAUAUAUACACUUUGGUUAAUGUUGAUUUCAGAAUUUUGGCAUGAGUAAAAGUGUUACAACCAGAAAAUUGGAUAAAAAAAAUAUGAUUUUGUUCUCCUUUCAAGACUAUUAGACAGUUAAUGUGAUAAUUUUACAUAUAAAAUACUACUAAAAGUGACAAAUUUUGUUUUGUUUAUCCCUGAGACUUUAUCGGAUUCAAGGGAGUAAAAUAAAUGUUCAUCUAAAUUUGAAUAACCUAUUUGACAAUUAAAAGUAAUCAAAGCACUUUUUGAAAUUAAUAUGAAGAAAUUA